AUGGGUAAUGCGCAGUGCACUCACGCCCUGAAUCUGAGCUACACACUUGACCAGAGCAACACCUUGGACCAGAGCAAUGCCCUGGACAAGAGCUUGUGCACAGGCAGGUUGACCCAUGACAUCAGCCUGAAUGAGUUUGAGGAUGAGGACCUGUCUGAGAUCACUGAGAUCCCAGAUGAGUGUGGGAUGAGUCUCAACUGCAAUGGCCUGGAGAUUAAGGGCUGUGUGAGGCGGGGCCACAAUAGUGUGGUGGGGAAGGCAGAGCUGGGUGCUGUCGGCCAGCUCCAGGCCGAGAUGCUCCAUUUGGAUCUGAUUGACGGGGCCGAUGGUUACCGCGACGACAAUGAGUCAUCCAAGGAGCCAUCUUCCACAGCACCCUUGCCAAUAUAUACCGCCCUAAGAGACCCACAACCCUUAACCUUUUCCCCAUGGUGCCACACUCAGGACACAUUAAACAACAACUCAUUUGGUAAGAAGUACAGCUGGCAGGAGAAGGUUUCGCGCUCAUCCUCCCCCCUCAAAACAGGUGGGCUGACCUCUCCCCAUGAGCACAGCUGUCUGAGAGACGAGGACAAGCUGCAGCAGGGAUGUGGGACACAGACCAAGUACCGGGGCACAUCCACUGACGCUCCCUGCAAACACAAACACACCUUUGGACACACCCACAGUUCCACAGCGGGGACACGCUCCAAACUGCAGGAGAAGCCCCCAGCAACCCCGCCUCCCCAAAACUACACACCCGCACCUCUGGGCCCCUUAGGGAAGGGCGAGGGGGGUACACACAGAGAGAAGAUUCACUAUCACACAGACGUAUGCCUAGAACCCACCGAGGAGAUAUAUCUGACUCCAGUGCACAGUUCCGAGCAGGACCGCCCAUUCCUGUCCCAGCAGCCAGAGCACGGACACAUGUCAAUCAGCUCUGACACAGAGGGCCCGCCCCCUUACCAGCCUCUGCCCGAGCAGACCAACCUCUGCAUUUGUGAGGAGGUCGAGGUGUAUGUGCCCCCUCCUUCCUACGCCUCCUGUGUGGAGGCUCUCCUCACCCCUCCCUCUACUGUCACCCCCACGGAACCCCCAGCCUUAGCCCUGAACCUCAGCCUGAGGGAAGGAGGAGCAUGGGCGGUGGUGAGGGCAGGGGCAGGGGUGGAGUAUGUAGAUGCCGAGGAUGAGACAUUUGGGGGAGAGGGUGAGGCUGAGGAUAAGAGGGUAAGGGAUGUGGUAGGCAGGCGGUAUUUGGGACAUGGCGGCUGUGGUGCCCCCCCCAAGGAAUUUAAUGAGCUCAGAAGCAAGUGGUCUGUCUUACGACUGAAGUACACACUCGUCAUGGACGAGCACGCACAGCUCGAACAGGUGAGUCUGUGGCAGUGUUACCAACGUUACAGCGAUGACAGCGACUCUGCGACCGUCUACAACAACUGCGUCUCGUCUCCGUAUGAGUCGGCCAUAGUGGAGGAGUAUGAGGAGGAAGAGGAAGAGGAAGAAGAGAAAGAGGACGAGAAGGAGAGAGUGAGAGUGGGAAUGGUGAGGAGAGAAGCCACCGCCUGUCUGUCAGAAGACUACACCCCAGAGGCGAACCUGCACUUCUCUAAGAGGUUCCUCAACAUCUUCAUGAACGGACGGUCACGAUCCUCCAGUGCAAAGUCAUUUGGCUUGUUCUCCUGCUUCAUUAAUGGGGAGGAGAGGGAACAGAGUCACAGAGCCAUCAACAGGUUCGUCCCUCGCCAUGAUGACGAGCUGGAGUUGGAGGUGGAUGACCCUCUACUUGUGGAAGUACAAGCAGAGGAUUACUGGUAUGAAGGCUACAACAUGCGUACAGGAACCCGCGGCAUCUUCCCUGCUUACUACGCCAUAGAGGUCGCCAAGAAGCCAGAGUGCUUCAAAGUGAAGAGCAGUGAAUGGAUAGACAGAUACCACAUGAAAUUCCUGGGCUCGGUCCAAGUGCCCUACCACAAAGGCAACGAUGUUCUGUGUGCAGCUAUGCAGAAGAUUGCCACCAAUAGAAGUAUGACAGUGCAGUAUAACCCACCUUCAUCUUGUAUCCUUGAGAUCAACAUGAAAGGCGUGAAGCUCCUAGUCCAGGAUGACUACUAUGCCUCUGACAGAAGUAACCAGUGCAGCCACUUCUUCCAGUUGAAGAAUGUUUCCUUCUGUGGCUAUCACCCUAAGAACAGCAAGUACUUUGGCUUCAUCACAAAACACCCAGCUGACCAGAGAUUUGCCUGUCAUGUGUUUGUGUCUGAAGAUUCUACUAAACCCCUGGCAGAUUCUGUUGGGAAAGCCUUCCAGUUGUACUAUAAGGAAUUUGUAGAUUACUCCUGUCCAACAGAGGAUAUUUACCUGGAAUAGCACCCGCCUCAACUUCCCCCACAACCCUGUACAUUACAGAUUAUCAUAACAAAGUUGCAUGAUGGAGAAAACAUUUCUAACAAAUAUGAACUAAUAUAUCUGACAAAAAUAUGGAGAGAGAGAAAGACGGAGAGGUAUUGGUGUCUACUGUUUAUCCAAAUAUGUCAAACAGUCUGAAGAAUGAACAAGUAAUUGAUCCAAACAUAGUGGAGACGUUGGAGAGAGGGUUGCAAAAUAUGCAAAAUGGAGUCACUAAUGAGGAAGUUAAUGUGCCUAUGGUGUCGUCAGGCUGUCCACUCAAAGCACAAUGCUCAAAUCAUAGUGACCUGGACUGGAGUAGUCUGAGACUAAUCUUUGUGGACUUAAAGCUUGAAUCCCAGGUAGAACACUGGGCUUUGUGGACUUGGAGCUUGAAUCCCAGGUAGAACACUGAGCUUUGUGGACUUGGAGCUUGAAUCCCAGGUAGAACACUGAGCUUUGUGGACUUGGAGCUUGAAUCCCAGGUAGAACACUGAGCUUUGUGGACUUGGAGCUUGAAUCCCAGGUAGAACACUGGGAUUUGUGGACUUGGUGAACCCCAGAAAAAACAGCAGUCACUAAGGUAACAGCAAAUGGAGGUCAGGGAAAAUAAAUCAAUAAAUUAAUGAACCUGCCAUAAAGAUCCUAAUAAAUUACUAGUAUUUGAGUA
Oncorhynchus gorbuscha (pink salmon) is the source of this 3034-nucleotide messenger RNA. RefSeq names its product C-Jun-amino-terminal kinase-interacting protein 1-like. The coding region runs from base 1 to 2346 and encodes 781 amino acids. Gene Ontology annotation, biological process: regulation of JNK cascade. Gene Ontology annotation, molecular function: protein binding. The record is from RefSeq and is a predicted model, not a curated record. Gene Ontology annotation, cellular component: cytoplasm. The transcript has 13 exons. NCBI's taxonomy places the organism in Eukaryota, Metazoa, Chordata, Actinopteri, Salmoniformes, Salmonidae.